AUGCAUCUCUCCUCUCAUACCUGGAUGCGUCCCGAGCCUCUUGAACAUACCCUCCAAAGGCUCGUCCGUCUCGGUUACACCAGCAUUGAACUCGCUGGCGAACCCGGCCAGUUCCCCGUCGCCUCAACCCGCGAGCUUCUUCAAAAAUAUAACAUCAAAUGCUGGGGAACCGUCACCGUCAUGCACGGCACGCGAAACCUCCUCGCCUCUGAUCCCCAACAAAGACGAAAUACCAUUGAGUAUAUGAAGCAAGUCGUGAACAUGUCCGCUGAGCUCGGCGGCCAAAUCACCACCGUGGUCCCUGGAACAGUUGGUACUAUUGUUCCUUCUUCUACACCGGGGAAUGAGUGGAAGUGGGCUGUUGAGGGUCUUCGUGAAGUUGCGGCCUUCGCACAGGCGAAGGGUAUCAACAUUGGCCUUGAGCCUUUGAAUAGGUUUGAGACUUACUUUCUAAACCGAUCAAACCAAGCUCUCGCUCUCGCCGAUGAGGUUGGAUAUGGCGUUGGUAUCGCUUUUGAUCCAUUCCACCUUGCCCUUGAGGAGAAGGAUCUUAUCGCAGCUAUCCACGCAUGCAAAUCGCGAAUCGUUGACUUUCACGUGGGUGACAACAACCGCCUUGCACCUGGAGAUGGGUCUUUCGACUGGCCUAAAAUUAUGAAGGCAUUAACUGAAGCUGGGUAUGACGGUGGUCUGGCUGUUGAGUUUAUGCCAGCUAUUGAUCGAACGCCUGUUGGGGAUUAUGGCAAGGCUCAGUUGGAGACGGGAGAGAUGGAUGUUACGCCUGAUCAACUGCAGUUUAUCAUUGAUCAUGGGUCGGGAUUAUUAUCUGAGACUUACUAUACGGAGCUUUUGAGGAGGUCUGCUGAGACGCUGGCACCAUAUGUUGAGAAGUAG
Fusarium oxysporum Fo47 is the source of this 894-nucleotide messenger RNA. RefSeq names its product xylose isomerase-like protein. The record is from RefSeq and is a predicted model, not a curated record. The coding region runs from base 1 to 894 and encodes 297 amino acids. NCBI's taxonomy places the organism in Eukaryota, Fungi, Ascomycota, Sordariomycetes, Hypocreales, Nectriaceae. The transcript has a single exon.